AUGAGUGAGGAACUACAAUGGAGAGUGAAGAAGGUCUUGACGGAGUUGUCAACUCUCAUCAACGCAAUUCCUCUGGAUGGGAAAAUCCUGAGCGACGAUAAGAAGAAUGGGACAGGUAAAUCGAGUGGGAAGGGUAGUUUGGCUUCAACAGGUGUUGUAUGGGAUGCCUGUGAUUCUGUCAUAGGGCUGAAGACUUUAGGUGUAGCAGGAUUGGCUAUGAAGAAAGCAGAAGAAUAUCGAGAUUUAGUCAAGGAUGCGCUCGAAGAGUUGCAAGCAUGGGCGGAGGAGGAAUCAGAUGACGAUGACGAUGAUGAGGAUGAGAAUAGUGGGGAUGAAGAUGACGAGAAGAAAGAUCCUCAAGAUAUUGUGGAUGAUCUUUUUGGAUCCCAAUCACAUAUACCCAAGGACGACCCGGAAAAGAUUCGUGAAAAGCUCGAGUCGUCAACGAAAAGAUUAAGACUCAUAAUUCUAAUGUACCAAGCAGUCGAGAAGAGAAGGUUAAAGACACUUCCUCAUCUACCGCAUCCCGAGUUGCCUACACAACUGAAGGAGAAAUCCUCCGAAGAUCCAGGUAUAGUGGAGUGCUUAGAUGAGGUACUUGUAAGGAUGAAGAAGAUUACAAACCUCACGGAUGAUUUAGCAAGUGCGUUCUAUGAUUUGGAUAGUGCUGCAAUUGAUAAGCUCAUGGAUGAGACUUGGUUUACAGGCUUUGCUACAGUUGAAUUACUGAUCAAGAAUUGGGAGGGACAAAAAGACGAUUUCACUACUUGGGCAUACAAAUUUCAACUUGCUAUGAAAAAGGGCUGGUAA
Sclerotinia sclerotiorum 1980 UF-70 is the source of this 810-nucleotide messenger RNA. RefSeq lists its product as hypothetical. Bases 1 to 810 code for a protein of 269 amino acids. The record is from RefSeq and is a predicted model, not a curated record. The transcript has 2 exons. NCBI's taxonomy places the organism in Eukaryota, Fungi, Ascomycota, Leotiomycetes, Helotiales, Sclerotiniaceae. Gene Ontology annotation, cellular component: nucleus. Gene Ontology annotation, biological process: regulation of cell cycle.